Pan troglodytes (chimpanzee) is the source of this 8789-nucleotide messenger RNA. Its product is annotated as amyloid beta A4 precursor protein-binding family B member 1-interacting protein-like. The transcript is spliced from 5 exons. The record is from RefSeq and is a predicted model, not a curated record. Bases 8126 to 8761 code for a protein of 211 amino acids. NCBI's taxonomy places the organism in Eukaryota, Metazoa, Chordata, Mammalia, Primates, Hominidae.
AGGGCGGCGCGUGGAGGGAACUCAAGGCCUGAUUGGUUCCUCCUAAGCAGGACACGAUCUGGCUGGCAGGGCAACCGGCCUUCAGUUAGUGCCUUCAGUGGGUGCCUUCCGUUGGUGGCAUUUGGUUGCCUUUCCCGGGGAGAGGUGGCAGGUGCUCAGCUCUGCAGGCGUGGGGGCAAGCGAAGGCCCAAGCUGCCCGAGAAGAACAGAGGUGUCCCAUGGGGACCACGCUGGCCUGUCGCAUGUGCACCAAAGCCAGCCCCAGGCAGGGCCCGCACAGGGCUUCUGCGGAGCCUUCCUGCGGCUCUGACAUCUAUGAGUGGGCAGCCAGCAAAGGCGAAGGCCCUAGCACAGAGGAGAAGAGGCGCCCGGAACACGCUGUCCCCCAAUGCCAGCCCCAAGCAGGGCCAGCUGAGGGUGCGGUGUUUGGAGCCUUUCUGAGAUCCACGAGGUGGCGGUGGGAGUAGCGCCAGACUCCACUGCUUUGGAGCCUGCCCAGUCUGAUUCAGGAGCCUUGACUAGCAGCACAUUGGCGACCCGAAGACGCCAAAAGCCACAAGCGGAGCCAGCUAAGAGUGCGGAGGGAGAAGCCGUCCUGCAGCUCUGAGAUCCACGAAGUAGAGGUGGUAGUAGCACCGGACCCCACUGCUUUGGAGCCUGCCCAAUCGAAUUUGGGAGCCAUCGAGGUUCCUGACUGCAGCACAUUGGCCACCAGAAGACACACAAAGGUAGGGAGGCUUCGGAUACCACUUAAGUUUAGGAGCUCCUCUGGCUGCUGCUGGCCCAAAGUUCCCCCAGAGGCAUUCAAAGCCUGGGGCUCCUGCCUCCUGCCCCUAGUUUGCUAUCCUAAGCCCAGGCCUCAAGCAGGAGGACUAGCUCUGCCUCACCUCCCCACCCCUUCUUUUUUCCAUGCUGUGUGCAGCCAGUUUCUUUCCUCCUACCUACCCCAAUGCCCAGUUCUGGACACUCCACUUCUUCCCCUAGGCUGUCUGAAAACCACAUUUUUAGGAUACAAAAUGUAUGCUAUAGAUUUCAUUGCUGUAGAGGAAAUGUCUGACAGCUGUUGUAUUUAAACUUAAGUAGCCACAUUGGGACUCAUAAUUUCAUAUCUUGAGUUCUAGACCAGAGCCCUCUCUCCUAAAGCAAUGUCAGAGGGUCAGAGGUAAUCUUCUUGAUUCUAAUAAUAAUAAAUGAUUUUUUGUACAGACAGGGUUUCACUGUGUUGCCCAGGCUUGUCUCAAACUCCUGGCCUCAACUGAUCCACCCAUCUUGGCCUCCCACUUUGCUGGCAUGAUAAGCAGGAACCACCACACCUCACCUUUGGAGGUGCUCUAGCUUUGUGUGUCUUGGGCUAAUCUUCCUGCACAGCUGUCAGUAAGAUGCUCCUGCAGUAUGGUUCCAAAGCUUUCUGCACAAAUUCAGUGGAUCCUGUGAUAUUUUUACAUGGAAGAGCCCUUUUGUUUACUGCAGAGAAGCUAGACAAUUCACAGUUAGUAACCUAAGGCCUAGAAAAUUUUGUUUCUUGAUCAAAACAACUGUUUAUAGAUGCUUGUGGUCCAAAGAUGCAGAUUCCUAAUCAUGAAAAAGAAGAAGUGAUGUCCACUGCAGGCAACCAGGGAGGGAGUUUAGGAUUGUUCUCAGGCCGUGAAAGCCAUUGAAAUUCACCCAUAAGAAGGCAGAGCAAGGGAAUCCACAUGUCUUGAUCCCUCCGUGUGGAGGGUAUAAUUGGGUCUUCAUGAAGGUGCACCACCUUUGGGGUCAGAGAGAAUUGGAUUUGUAUCCCAGUUCCAACACUCACCACAAAGUGAUGGUGAAUGAGUUUUUAAAUCCUCUGAGCCUCAGUUUGCUCAUCUAUAAAAGAAAGGAUUCUUAUGAGGCUUGUAUUAGUUUAGUGUGUAAAAAUCUGGGAAUAAUGCCUGUAAUUUAAAAGACAGGUUGUUAUGAGGCUUCAAUAAGGUAAGUGUGUAAAAAUCUGGACACAAUGCCUUUAAUUUUGUAAUUGUACAAUAUAUGAAGGUGGAGGAUUAUUUUUCUCUCCUUUUAUUUUUAGAACAAGUUUAUACAAUUGGCAUUAUUCAUAUUUUUAAGAUAAUCAAAGGACCAGCAAGUUUAAAUAAAUCACCAUACUCACAAAGCAGUUCACAAUAUAUUUACUGGGUAAUUGCUACUUAAAAGUAGCAAUGAUGAUCACAUUGAAAAUCUUGUAUUACAUGGUGGUUUUCUCUUCCAUGAGCCUCUUCAUUUGUGGAAACCAUAGAGUCUAAGUUGCUCUAUAAAAGUGUUCAUUAGAAAAAUGUGAAUCACUUAGUGUAUAAAUUUUAGAAAAUUUCCACUGUUAGUCUUGUUAAUUUGAUUGAAUAUGUGCAUUUUGGAUUAUGAAUAUGAAUAUGUAUUGAUAUAUGAAAUAAGACUUGACAUCAUAGAGCAAUCUUAGCUCAUGGCAAUGUUUUCUUCUGAAAACACCUGCCGAAAUUUGUAUUAUUUCUAGUUUCCAAAAAAAUCAGUCGCGACGGGGCAAAGGGGAUGUUUGAAUGUCAGAUACUGCAUGAGGCACAUUAGUGUACAGUAAUUUCCGCAUCAUUCAUAUUCAUAAUUCACAGUGAGGAAAUCUGAAAGUUGCUACAAGCUACUAAUAAAUGAAAGGUGGGGCGGGCUGCUGUGGGGACGGGGCCGCUGUGGGGGCGGGGCCUUGUGAGCCAGUGCUUGGACUCCCACAUCAUAAACGGAAGGGCGGUGCGUGGAGGGAACUGAAGGCCUGAUUGGUUCCUCCUGAGCAGGACACGAUCUGGUUGGCAGGGCAACCGGCCUUCAGUUAGUGCCUUCAGUGGGUGCCUUCAGUUGGUGGCAUUCGGUUGCCUUUCCUGAGGAGAGGAGGCAGGUGCUCAGCUCUGCAGGCGUGGGGACAAGGAAGGACCAAGCAGCCCGAGAAGAGCAGAGGUGCCCCAUGGGGACCACGCUGACUUGUCGCAUGUGCACCAAAGCCAGCCCCAGGUAGGGCCCUCACAGGGCUUCUGCAGAGCCGUCCUGAGGCUCUGACAUCUAUGAGUCGGCGGCCAGCAGAGGCGCAGGCCCCAGCACAGAGGAGCAGAGGCACCCGGAACAAGCUGUCCCUUAAUGCCACCCCAAGCGGGGCCAGCUCAGGAUGCGGUGUUUGGAGCAGUCCUGCAGCUCUGAGAUCCACGAGGUAGUGGUGGGAGUAGCGCCAGACUCCACUGCUUUGGCUCCUGCCCAGUUUGAUUCAGCAGUCAUGACGACCAGAAGACGCCAAAAGGUAGGGAGACUACAGAUACCGCUUGGCCUUAGGAACUCCUUUGGCAGUUGCUCACCCAUGGUUCCUCCCAGAGGCACCCACAGCCUAGGGCUCCUCCCUCCUGCCCUAGUUCACUUUCCUAGGCCCAGGCCUAGGCCCAAGCAGGAGGACUUGCUCUGGCUCGACUCCCCACCCCUUCUUCUUUCCCUGUUGCAUCCAGCCGGUUACUUUCCCUUGCCCUGUCCAAGUGCUCACUUCUGGGCCCUCUUCUUCUUUUCUUAGGCUGGUCAAAACUAAGAUUUCAGAUUACAAAAUGUAUGCUACAGAUUUCAUUACGGUAGAGGAAAUAUGCGACAGCUCUUGUAUUAAACUUAAGUAGCCAUAUUGGGACUCCCAAUUUCAUAUUUUUCGUUGUAGAGCAGAGCUCUCUCUCCUAAAGUAAUGGCUGAGGGUUAGAGGUACUCUUCUUGAUUCUAAUAAUAAAAAAUGAUUUCUCAUAGAGACAGGGUCUCACUAUGUUGCCCAGGCUGGUCUCAAACCCCUGGUCUCAAGUGAUUCACCCACAUUGGCCUCCCACUUUGUUGGGAUGACAGGCAAGAACCACCACACCUGGCCUUAGGAGGUGUUCCUGCUUUGUGUGUUUUGGCUGGUCUUGCUGCACAACUGUCAGUAAGAUGCUCCUGCAGCGUAGUUCCAAAGCUUUCUGCACAAAUUCAGUGGAUAUUAUGAUUUUUACAUGGAAUAGCACCUUUAUGUAUUGCAGAGAAGCUGGACAAUUCACAUUUAGUAACAUAUGGCCUAGCAAAUUUCAUCUCGUGAUCAACACACCUGUUAAAAGGUGAUGCUUGUGGUCUAAAUAUGCAGAUUCCUCAUCAUCCUCAAGGAAAAGGGAACCACAGCAAGAAAACCUGGGAGGGAGUUUAGGAUUGUUCUGAGGCAGUGCAAGCCACUGAAAUUCACACACAAGGGGGUAGAAAAGAGAAUCCACAUGUUCUCAUCUCUCCAUGUUCUGGGUAUAAUUUGGUCCUCCUUAAAUUGCACCAUUUUUGGCGUUAGAGAAAACUGGAUUUGAAUCCCAGUUCCAUCACUCUUUAUGAUGUGAUGGUGAAUGUGUUUUUAACUCAUCUGAGCCUCAGUUUGCUCAUCUAUAGAAGAUGUGAUUGUUACGAGGCUUCCAUAAGGUAAGUGUGUAAAAACCAUGGCAAAAUGCUUGUAAUUUAAAAGAGAGGGUUAUUAUGAGGCUUCUAUAAGGUAAGUGUGUAAAAGUCUGGACAAAAUGUCUACUAUUUUGUAAGUGUUCAAUAUGUGGAUAAAGUGGAUUAUCUUUCUCUCCUUUGUAGACUACAAAUUUUUAGACCAAGUUUAUAAAAUUGGGGAUACUCCUAUUUCUUAGACAAUCAAACCAAUGAUCAGAAAGACUAGAUAAAUCACCAUAGUCACAAAGCAGCUCACAAUGCAUUUACUGGGUAAUUUCUAGUUAACAGUAGCAAUGAUGAUCACAUUGAAAAUCUUGUUUUGUGGUGGUUUUCUCUUACGUAAGCUUCUUGCUUUGUUGAAAGCAUAGAUUCUAAGCUGCUCUAUCAAAAUGAUUAUUAGAAAAAUGUGAUGAACUUUCUGUGUAAAUUUUGUAAACUUUCUUCUGUUAAUCUUGUUAAUUUGAUUGAACAUGUGUGUCAUUUUCAAAAAUGUAAAUCGAAUAUAUGUGAAUGGGAUAUAUAUGUAUAAAUAUGAAAUAUAACUUCAAUUAGAGAGUAGGCUUAGCUCAUGGCAAUGUUUUUUCUGAAAGCACCUGCAGAAAUCUCUCUUAUUUCUAGUUUGUUGAUGUUUCAGAGAUUAUGGAGAAAUGGCGGUUCUAUGAAUCUCAGACACUGCAUGAGGCAGAUUUGGUUUCAGUAAUUUUAGCAUCAUUCAUUGUAAGGUGAUGAUCCCUAGGAACUUCAUCACAGUGAGAAACCUGAAAGCUGCCAGCAGCCAGCAUGAAUGAAAGGUGGGGUGGGGCUGCUGGCAGGGCGGGGCCUUGCGAGCCAUAUGCCUGUGCUCUCAAGUUCCAGGAUUGUGGGGAUGCAUGCAGGGGAUUCUGGACCUGAUUGUUUCCUCUGAACCAGGAUGUGGUCUGGUUGGCUGGGCAACUGGCCUUCACUUGGUGGCCUUCAGUGGAUGCCCACAUUGGUUGCCUUCGGUUAGUGCACUCAGUUGGUACCCUCAGUUGUUUCUCUUCAGUUGGUGGUCUUCAAUUGUUGGGCAGUGGUGGAAGGAGGAUGAAUCCGUUUGUGCUCUCUCCUUCCCCAGUCACAGCUCCCAGGCUUGUUGCCCCCAGGCCCUCCUAAAAUAAACCAGAGAUGUUGGCAGGUUUUUCUUAGCAGACAAAUCAGCUCAGGAUAUGGGGGUGACGCGGGGUGUAGGGUGCAGGUUGCUAGCACAGUGCCGCCCCAUGGCCCAGGGCUGCCUGUGCCAGACAUGCCUUUGCAAGGAAGAGGCAAUAGUUGUUGAGCUCUGCAGACUUGGGGGCAAGCGAAGGUCCAAGCUGCCUGAGAAGAGCAGGGGUGCCCCAUGGGGACCACACUGAACUGUCACAAGUGCACCAAAGUCAGCCCCAGUCAGGGCUGGCAGAAGGGUUCUGCAGAGCCAGCCUGUGGCUCUGAUGUCUACCAGUGUGCAGACGGAGAAGGCACAGGCUGUGAUAUACAGGAGCAGAGGAGCCCUGAACACGCUGUCCCCCAAUACCAGCCACAAGCGGGGCUAUCUCAGGGUGCGGUGGGUGAAGCCGUCCUGCAGCUCUGCGAUCCACGAGGUGGAGGUGGCAGUAGUGCCAGACUCCACUGCUUUGGAGCCUGCCCAGUAGAAUUUGGGAUCCAGUGACGGACCUGACAGCAGUACAUUGGCAACCAGAAGAUACCCCAGGUAGGGUGGCAACGGAUACUGCUUAACUUGAGAAGAGCCUCAGUUUUCUCAUCUAUAUAAGAUGUGAUUGCUAUGAAGCUUCCAUAAGGUAAGUGUGUAAAAACCAUGGCAAAAUGCUUGUAACUUAAAACAGUGUUUCUAUGAGGCUUCUAUAAGGUGAGUGUGCAAAAAUCUGGACACAAUACCUAUAAUUGUUUAAGUGUUCAGUAUAUGGAGAAGGAGGAUUAUUUUUUCUCAUCUAACUUUUAGAGUGAGUUCAUAAGAUUGGUGAUACUCAUAUAUCUUAGACAAUCAAACCAAUAAUCAGAAAGAAUAAAUAGAUCACCAGAGUCACAAAGCAGUUCACAAUGCAUUCACUGGGUAAUUUUUAGUUGAAAGUAGAAAUGAUGAUCACAUUGAAAAUUUUGUAUUAUGUUGUGGUUUUCUCUUACAUAAUCCUCUUGGUGUCUUGGUGUUAUGAAACCACAGAUUCUAAAUUGCUCUAUCAAAGUGAUCAUUAGAAAAAUCUGAUGUACUUAGUGUUUACAUGUUAGAAAAUUUCUUGUUAGUCUUCUUAAUUUGAUUGAACAUGUGUGUUAUUUUCAAAAAUGUAAAUGGGACAUAUGUGGAUUUGUUAUAUAUGUGUAUAUAUGAAAUAUUACUUGAUAUUAUAGAGUAGGCUUCGUUCAUGGCAAAGUUUUUUUCUGAAAGCACCUGCAGAAAUCUCUCUUAUUUCUAGUUUGUUAAUAUUUCAGAGAUUAUGGGGGAAAGGGGGUUUUAUGAAUCCCAGACAUUGCAUGAAGCAGAUUUGGUUUCAGUAAUUUUAGCAUCAUUCAUUGUAAGGUGAUGAUCCCUAGGAAGUUCUUCACAGUGAGAAACCUGAAAGUUCCUAGCAUGCAGCAAUGAAUGAAAGGUGGGGCGGGGCUGCUGGCAGGGCGGGGCCUUGUGAGCCAUGUGCCUGUGCUCUCAAGUUCCAAGUCUGUAGGGAUGCAUGCAGGGGAUUCUGGACCUGAUUGUUUCCUCUGAACCAGGAUGCGGUCUGGUUGGCAGGGCAACUGGCCUUCACUUGGUGGCCUUCAGUGGGUGUUCUCAUUGGUUGCCUUCGGUUAGUGCCCUCAGUUGGUACCCUCAGUUGUUUCUCUUCAGGUGGUGGUCCUCAGUUGGUGGUCUUCAGUUGUUAGGCAGUGGUGGAAGGAGGAUGAAUCUGUGCUCUCUCCUGCCCCAGUCACAGCUCUCAGGCUUGUUGCAUCCAGGCCUUUCUAAAAUAAACUGGACAGGUUGGCAGGAUUUUUUAGCAGACAAGUCAGCUCAGAGUAUGGGGGUGAUAUGGGGUGCAUGCUGCUAGCGCAGUGCCGCCCCGUGGCCCAGGACUGCUUGUGCUAGCAAUACUUUUGCCAGCAAGAGACGAUAGGUGUUGAGCUCUGCACACUUGGGGGCAACCAAAGGCCCAAGCUGCCCAAGAAGAGCAGGAGUGCCCCAUGGGGACCACACUGAACUGUCGCAUGUGCACCAAAGCCAGCCCCAGUCAGGGCCGGCACAAGGGUUCUGCAGAGCCAGCCUGUGGCUCUGACGUCUAUGAGUGUGCAGACAGCGCAGACGCAGCCCGCAAUAUACAGGAGCAGAGUUGCCCCGAACACGCUGUCCCACAAUGCCAACCACAAAUGGGGCCAGCUAAGGGUGUGGUGGGAGAAGCCAUCCUGCAUCUCUGAGAUCCACAAAGUGGAGAUAGCAGUAGCACCAACUCCACUGCUUUGGAGGCUGCCCAGUCGAAUUUGGGAGCCAGCGAGGGACCUGACAGCAGCACAUUGUACACCAGAAGACACCCAAAGGGAGAGGAGCGGAAGACCUUCUGGUGUGGGCUGGGCAGCAAUUCACUUGAAGGAGAAACAGCCCCGGUGUGGAGAGGCAGCCAUCCUUGGUGGGAUCCUUUCUAAGGAGCUGAGAAAUCAACGUAGAGCUUCCUCUAUCUGAUUCUGUAACAACUGCAGACCUUCCAUGAGUCAAGCUUUGUGUCAAAAAGACAAAUUAAAAGGACCUAUAAAUGGCACCACCCAGCCCAAUGGACAGAUGCCCCAGGCUGCAGAUUCUGUCAGUGCUGUUCUCGAAGAGGCCCAGGCACAUGCUGAAACAUGGAAGGUAAAACCAGCAAGCAGCUGGCAUACAUUCCAUCCAGCCGUCCCCCAGGAGAAUUGCUUGAGCUCCGGAGUUCCAGACCAGCCUGGGCAACAGAACAAGGGCUCAUAUCUACUAGAAAUAAAAAAAUUAGCCAGGAUAAGAAGCCAGCCCUCGGGAACCACCAGGAGCCAGGAGCACCCCCGGCCCCCCAAGGCCCCAAGUCCAGCCUGCCCCACCCCCUCCGGUGCAGAGGUCCUGGGACACCAGUGGCAGCCCCGCCACACCCCCCAAGGCCAAGGGCACAGGCAGCGGGGUCUUCCCCGCCCCGCCCGACUACUUCCUGCCGCCACAGCCACCAAUGCCGCCCUGGAGUACCCAGAGCUCCCGCUGCCGUCCCCGGACUUCAUGGAGACCCCCCUGGACUUCGUGCUCCCUCCCCUCGCUGUCGCCAAGAGGCCUCCUAUGCCCCACCCCCCCAACAGGCACGAAGCAUCAAUGUUCACAAGCAGCAAAUGAAUAAAAGUUAAACGUUCUUCCUACUGCA